UCUUUCUUCACACUUCCUAGCCGCCUCUCUCUAUUUCUCUAAGCAUCACUUUCUUUUCUUGUCGUCUAGGCGUAAAAGAAUUUACCCAGGAUUCGUUUCCCUCUUUCUGCUCUUCCUUCUUUUCCAUUCAUUUCCUUGUUUCUUAAACAUCGAAGAACUCCCUCACUAUAUAUCUUAUCCGACAACGACGACUUUGCUGCUGCUGCUGCUGCUGUUACAGUCUUCGCCGGCUCCGUCUGCAAGCUCAGAGAAAGCUUUUUUAAAGCAUCUUGGUCGUUUUGCAAGUUAUAAUAUGCCGCGGAGAACCUUUAAUGGAAAUAUCUCUAAUUCACUGAGUGAAGAGCAAGCAUAUGCCUUGUACAAUGAGAUGGCCCCAACUGUUGGACGCCUCACAAUUAAAUAUAAUAGUAAAAAAGAUAAGGAUGAAAAUAUUAAUGAAGAUAGUGAUGAAGAUAUUGAUGAGGGUACUGAUGAAGAUAUUGAUAAAGAUACUAAUGAAGAUAGUGCUAAACAUGGGACUGGGGUUGUUAUAGAUGAUGAGGGCUUUGCGCUGACUUUGUAUGAACUGGUUAGUAAGACUGGUUCCAGCAUUUUCAUUUCUUUUGAUGGAAGUGAAGAACAAUAUGAAGCUAAAAUUUGUAAGAGUGAAGAGUUGAAAAGGCAAAAGUUGGCUCUAAUUAAGGUAGAGCUAAAGAAUGGGAAUCUGCUUGAAAGUGCAAACAUUUCAGAGGAUGAAAUAUUUGUGGGCCAGGAUAUUUUUUGUAUUCAAAACGCCUUUCCUAGUAAAGGUCUUGGCUAUCAAAUUAGUUACGUCUCUUCUCUCUUGAGAAAUUUUAAUGAUAUUGAUCGCUUGUUCAGAGAUCAAUUUCUUGAAUGUGAUAUGGAGACAAAUGUUAUUCAGACCGGUAAUUUGGGAUUAUGUUCAUCCGAAGACAGCCUUGAAGCAGGAAGGGGGGCACCAUUAUUUGAUUCAGGAGGAAAUGUGAUGGGUUUAUUAGCUUUUGAAUAUAACCGGUAUGACUUUGCGAUUCAUUGCCAAAAAGAGAAGAUCUUAUUUGCAAUUGAAGAAGCCAAGAGAGCUAGUGUUUAAUGAUAUUGAGAACUACUUAAUGCCAAAAAAAUGAGUAAAAGGUUGUCUAAAAGGAUCUUAUAUAUGUACCGGAGGCAAGAUCUUAUGCAUCUGAGAUGAGGCAAUGGUUAGAGCAAUUCCAACAGGUGAGGAGCUGAAUAGAAAAAAUGGAUGCCUAGCUCCACUAUUUUCACCAUUACUCUCUGUGGUUGUCAAAACUCUCAAGAUGUCAUUUUUAGUUAGAGAUACAAAUUGUUCUUGUUCCACAGCUACUCCACCACGAAGUCGCAAUCCUUUCUCAGCUAGAAGGAGGUCUGCUUUGUGAUUUUGUUUUGUACUUGGUAUAUGCUCCUUGGAAUGCCAGCCUUGUGCAUGUUUUAUGAUACUAUUGAACUUCACCUUAAUGAUGAUUUUUGCUAGUACAGCAGAAGUUUUGGAUCUAUCAUGGACCGCAUGCCUGUGAACUUUCGUUUCUUGAUUAAUGAUUGA
This is a messenger RNA of Durio zibethinus, 1558 nucleotides long. RefSeq lists its product as uncharacterized. The record is from RefSeq and is a predicted model, not a curated record. Lineage: Eukaryota; Viridiplantae; Streptophyta; Magnoliopsida; Malvales; Malvaceae.